Messenger RNA from Ictalurus furcatus (blue catfish), 1932 nucleotides. RefSeq names its product vitamin K-dependent protein C. Gene Ontology annotation, cellular component: extracellular region. The transcript is spliced from 9 exons. NCBI's taxonomy places the organism in Eukaryota, Metazoa, Chordata, Actinopteri, Siluriformes, Ictaluridae. The record is from RefSeq and is a predicted model, not a curated record. Bases 161 to 1522 code for a protein of 453 amino acids. Gene Ontology annotation, biological process: proteolysis; blood coagulation. Gene Ontology annotation, molecular function: calcium ion binding; serine-type endopeptidase activity.
AAUGGCUGAUUGUUUAUUGAGAUCUACAUUCAGACGUUUCUUGAUGGUUUGUCUCUGAGUCUAGCCGCUAUGCACUUGUAUACAGAUGAUCGGAACCUGAUGACGGAGUUCUGGCGAACAGGGACGCGACUAAAAUAGUUAUGUAGAAUUUCUGACACAUAUGUCUUCAUAUAGGUUUUCUUUGAGGAGGAAACAGACAGUCUGCUUGUCAGAUCUGCGACCUGUGACCAUGGCGAGGAGGCUUUUGCUCUGUUUUGUGUUGAUUUUUCUCUGGGCUGCUUCUGCUGCGUCUAUGUCAGUUUUUUACAGCAGUCCGAAAGCACACACGCUCCUGCGCUCUAGACGGGCUAACAAUUUGCUAGAGGAACUCAAGCCUGCAUCUUUGGAGCGAGAGUGUUUAGAAGAGCGGUGUGACUUUGAGGAAGCUAGAGAGAUCUACCAGAACAGAGAGGCCACACUACAGUUCUGGAUGGUGUAUACAGACGGGAACCAGUGUGUCCCAAACGCCUGCAAGAAUGGAGUUUGUGUGGAUCAGUUCCAGAACUACAUUUGCUCCUGCAACCCUGGCUUUGAAGGAAAACACUGCUUAGUUAUCACACACACGAACUGCUCGGUGGACAACGGAGGCUGUGAUCACGACUGCCACGAGAGGAACGACAAGACAGGACGCUACUGCAGCUGUAUUAAUGGAUACGCACUCCACGACGACUUCAAACAGUGUGUUCCAAAAAAUCAGCGGUCUUGCGGACAGAUUUUGAUCGCUAAGUCGUUCUACAGAACAAAGCCCAUGGAAGGUCUACAACCUUGGAUCGCUGGUGGUGAAGUUGGCAAAAGGGGAGAGAGUCCUUGGCAGGCUGUUCUUUUGAAUGCCAAAGGACAAUUUCACUGUGGCGGCGUCUUGAUCGAUGAAUUCUGGGUUCUCACUGCUGCUCACUGUCUGGAGGGAUUCAGGCGCUUCGCCGUCAGACUGGGUGACUACAAACGUUUCCAGUUCGAAGGAUCCGAGGUCACCCUUCCUGUGGUCAAAAUUGUCCCGCACCCAAGAUACAAUAGCCUGACGGUGAACAACGACAUAGCUCUGCUGCGUUUGGAGUCACCCGUAGCGUUCAGCACGUACAUCGUCCCUGCCUGUCUGCCGAGUCGAGACCUGGCCGAGCGCGUGCUCCACCUCAACGGCACCAUGACGGUGGUGACAGGCUGGGGCAAGGAUAAAGAAGGGACAGUGCCGUACAGCUCGGAUCUCAAACACAUCAGCCUGCCAAUAGUGGAGCACUCCGAGUGCGCGCACCACAUGGUCAACAACCUGACGGAGAACGUGCUGUGCGCCGGCAGCAUCGGGAGUACCGAGGACGCCUGCAAGGGUGACAGCGGUGGCCCCAUGAUGACUCUAUACCGCAACACGUGGUUCCUCAUCGGCCUCGUAUCCUGGGGCGAGAGCUGUGGCAACACGGACAAACUGGGCGUCUACACCAAAGUCUCCAAUUAUCUGGAGUGGAUCGAUAGCGUGAAAAAUCAGCUGUGAUCGAAUCUUGUUGCUUCAGAUCUGUUCUGCCUAUCGUUCCAGAUUUCGUUAGGACUUUUAUUUUAGCUUAGGCUCUUCUUUUGACUACAAUCACAUCAAUAUCAUCCCUACUGUGGGCAAAGUUCAUUAUGGCAAUGAAAAGUUUCAUAGAUAAGAGAACUUGUUAAGUGGCUGCUCAAAGAUACUAAUUAGACUCGUAGAAGAAUUAUAGAGCCCUUUUCGGAGGGGGUUCAAUUUAAAUUCGGACAUAGAGUAAUCCCAUGAGUUUAUUUCUCUCUGGAUUGGCCGUGUCAGUGCUUUUCUCCCUCCUCUUCUUAGAAAAUCAUACACCAAAUGGCCUACUGUUGAAAUACUUUUAUAUAAUGUUUUGUAAAUAAUUUUCUUUUAAAUAAUAAAACGUUAGUAAUGAA